Messenger RNA from Trichomonas vaginalis G3, 612 nucleotides. RefSeq names its product ubiquitin-dependent ERAD pathway. Gene Ontology annotation, cellular component: Hrd1p ubiquitin ligase ERAD-L complex; endoplasmic reticulum membrane. Gene Ontology annotation, molecular function: ubiquitin-specific protease binding; misfolded protein binding. The coding region runs from base 1 to 612 and encodes 203 amino acids. NCBI's taxonomy places the organism in Eukaryota, Parabasalia, Trichomonadida, Trichomonadidae. The transcript has a single exon. Gene Ontology annotation, biological process: endoplasmic reticulum unfolded protein response. The record is from RefSeq and is a predicted model, not a curated record.
AUGAUGAACGAACUCAUGCACCAAUGUCCUAUCACAUUUGGAUAUUCAUGUGGUAUCAUUGCAAUGAUUAUAAUCUCAUUACUGGGCAUUCUUCCUCCGAUUUCUCUCGUUUAUUAUAAAAAAGCAGUUUUUCAUGACUUCGAAUUAUGGAGACUUGUCACAGGCCUUUUUUAUUUCGGAAAACCGGACUUUAUGAUGCUUAUUUCCUUGGCGUUUAGGAUCAAAUUUAUGCAUACAUUAGAAACCACAGUUUACAAUCAACGCAAGUCAACAUUCUUAUUCAUUAUACUCUUGAUGAUUAUUCCAGUGUACAUUUUAUCUGACGUUUUUGGCUCAUUUUCUAGCGCCUUGUCUUUAUCUGAAGCAAUUGAAAUGCUAGCUGGAAAGUUAAUGCAGGCUAACAUGCUAAUUUUUGGAAUUAUACCUAUACCAAUCAGAUUUGUACCAAUUUUCCAGAUUUUCAUGUCCGUUGUUCAAAAUCAGAGUCCAAUCCCAAUCAUUAUUGGAAUUUUAUCAGGACAUUUGGUAUUUUAUUUAUUAUAUAUCUUCCCAGUUAUCACAAAGACUCCAAUAUUUAGGACUCCAAACUUUUUACGCCAACUUCUUGACUAA